AUGGCUUCCGGUCUUCCUAUCGCCACGGUAUACGUGCGAAACCUCGAGGAGCGCGCCAAAGUCGACCAGCUGAAGGAUGCGCUGCUUCAGAUCUUCUCCGAUUACGGCAAUGUAAUUGACAUUGUCGCCAAGACGAAUCUCAAGGCAAAGGGCCAGGCUUUUGUCGUCUUUGACGAUCCCGAGGCUGCGCGCAAGGCCAUCGAGGAGGUUCAGGGAUUCGAGCUAUUCGAGAAGCCUAUGCAGCUGGCCCUGGCCCGGACGAGGAGCGACGCGACCGUCAAGUCGGUAGGCAACGACGACGAAUUUGAGCUUCACAAGCGCCGCCGCUUGGCUGAAAAGGAACGGUUUGCUGACCCUGUCCUCUCAUCACCAACAGACAAGAAGAAGGCGUUCGAGGCUGCCGAGGAGCAGAAACGUCUCAAGAGACCUGGCCCUGGCGGUGCACCGGCAGCAGAUGCCCGUCCUGCCAAGGCUGCUCGUGGAACUGGUCUCAAGUCCACAAAUCCCUCUACCACAGCAGUCAUUCCCGACGAAUAUCUGCCCCCGAACAAGAUUCUCUUUGUACAGAACUUGCCCGACGACUACGACAUCGAAGCUGUUACCAGUAUCUUUGGCCGUUUCGAGGGUUUCCGUGAGGUCAGAUUGGUGCCUGGACGCCGCGGCAUUGCCUUUGUAGAGUACGAGGGUGAGCAGGGUGCCAUUACGGCGAAGGAGAACACGGCGGGCAUGGUGCUGGGAGACACGCACACGAUCAAGGUCACAUACCAGCGCCAGUAA
Messenger RNA from Colletotrichum paranaense, 777 nucleotides. RefSeq names its product RNA recognition domain-containing protein. Lineage: Eukaryota; Fungi; Ascomycota; Sordariomycetes; Glomerellales; Glomerellaceae. Gene Ontology annotation, cellular component: U1 snRNP. Gene Ontology annotation, molecular function: U1 snRNA binding. The transcript has 3 exons. The coding region runs from base 1 to 777 and encodes 258 amino acids. Gene Ontology annotation, biological process: mRNA splicing, via spliceosome. The record is from RefSeq and is a predicted model, not a curated record.